AAAUAAAAGCUUGAAAAAAAAAGAACCCAGCGAGUCGCCAUUUUCAACCAACCAUUACCACGGGCAGAAAUCCGCCAACCCCCCCACCUCUUCAUUUUUUGGUUCUUCGGCCGGAUCGAUCUGCGAUUUCCAGCGGCACCGGUGGAUUUCCGUCAAUUUCAAGAAUAAUAAAAGAUUAGACCACCACACGUUGCUCCAUAUGCGCGAGUCUUCCAGUUCGCGACGCCAGUCAUUUUCUUCAGUGCGACCUUCGGUAACUUCAUCACGACCAUCAGAUUCCGGCUCACGCUCUCGGGGUCCAACGCCCAGCUUGCGGAAUCAUUCCCGUCAUUCGGACCAGGCCGAAACGCCAACUGCAGCUCCAUCUGUGGCGUCUCUGUUGCAGCAUCGGAGUGUGCAGAUCAUCCCGACGGACAUCGUGGUACUCGACACAGGAACCAAAAAAUACGACACGGGUGCCCUGAUCGACCUGUGCUCCCCGGUAAGCACCGGCGAUAGAUCGCUCGCUGCGGCGUUCCAUCUCCCUACGACAAGCGUCGGAGACGAGACGGUCUGUUCGGUGACUAUAAGGUCACGGACAGGCACCUUCGAAAUCGAGGUGGUGCUUAAGGUCAGCCCCAAUUUCUCCACUCGCACUCCAAUCCGUGCACUAGCCGACGAUGUUCGCGGUCGGUUUAACGAUAUCCGUCUAGCUGAUGAACAGUUUCAUCGCCCAGCGACGAUAUCUCUGGUUUUGGGCUCUGACGUUUAUCGUGAUGUCAUCCAACCCGGUUUCCUAAAUCUGAAUGAGGGGCUGCCUGUCGCACUAAGCACUGUGUUCGGCUGGAUUGUCUCGGGAUCAUGUAGACAAUCUUAAGGCGCCAGACGUGAAAAAAUUUUGUUGCUACGUUUAUCGUCGCAAGGGGGGGAAUGUCCGCACCAAGGAGGGGCCACUGUCGAUAUUAUUCGUUAACAGUCGAGAGCAGUUAUGUCCAGAUGAAUUCUCAUCUCGCACUCGGUCUGUUAACAGCCUCCACCCCCGCUCUCCUAACAUUAGAUUUAAGUAGAGUUAGUUUGUUGUACUUAAGAAGCCAUAAAGUGAAGUUUCAACGUUGUGAAAAGUUAUGAUAAAUUGUGAA
Drosophila elegans is the source of this 1118-nucleotide messenger RNA. RefSeq lists its product as uncharacterized. The record is from RefSeq and is a predicted model, not a curated record. The coding region runs from base 200 to 856 and encodes 218 amino acids. Lineage: Eukaryota; Metazoa; Arthropoda; Insecta; Diptera; Drosophilidae. The transcript has 2 exons.